This is a messenger RNA of Lactuca sativa (garden lettuce), 639 nucleotides long. RefSeq names its product non-specific lipid-transfer protein Lac s 1-like. Gene Ontology annotation, molecular function: lipid binding. Lineage: Eukaryota; Viridiplantae; Streptophyta; Magnoliopsida; Asterales; Asteraceae. The record is from RefSeq and is a predicted model, not a curated record. Gene Ontology annotation, biological process: lipid transport.
UUUCUUGCACCAACUACAUUUUCAAUCACAUAUAAGUUUCCGACGACUUUUGCGCUUGUAAACUUGAAAAAUGGCAAGGAUGGCAACGAUGGUCUUUUGUGUAGUGGUAACUUGCAUGGUGGUGGCUGCACCCUAUGCAGAGGCUGCUAUUACCUGUGGUCAGGUGGUAAGUAGCUUAUCUCAAUGCGCUAGCUACCUAAGAAAUGGUGGUGCUGUGCCACCGGCAUGUUGCAGUGGGGUUAAAUCACUCAAUAGCGCUGCAAGAACAACUCCUGAUCGUCAGACUGUUUGUGGCUGUUUAAAGAGGGCUUCUGGUGGCGUCAAUGCUAGCAACGCUGCUAGCCUCCCCGGCAAGUGUGGUGUCAACAUCCCUUACAAGAUCAGUCCUAGCACUGAUUGUUCCAAGGUGCAGUAAGGUGAUUUUAAUGCAUGUUCCGAAGAUUAGAAGCAUAUAUAAAAUACAAUAAAUAUCGAGAGCACUAUUUUGAUUGAAAAAGACAUAUAUUACCGCAUAUGGUUAUGCAUGAUUUGUACGGUAUUUUGACUGGUGCCUAUGCAUGUAAUAUUUGUAUGUCAUCGUCUUAUUUAUGUACCUUCCUCUACUUACUUUUAAUAUAUCAGUAUUGUCUUUUUCUUUAA